GCCCAAAGUGCCCUUUUUGAGGUUUAAUGAUUUUUUUAUAUAUUUAUUUUUUUUAAUAAAAAAAAAUUUGUAAGAAUUUUCUGUUUGUGCCCCCUCAACAAUUACAAAAAUAAUAAUUAAUAAAAUUUCUGUUUAAUAAAGUUGUAUAGCUGGCGUGAGUCACGUGACCACCUUCCCUUCCUGACGCCAGAGCGCACAGCCGGUCAGCGCCCACGUUUCCAUCAUGGCCGAGGGAGCGGUGCAGAGCUUUUAGGACAUACAUAUUGAUUGGGAGAAACGGACUAACACCGACAUGCCUCGUAAGGAGAGGAGGCGGAAGCAGCGACAGAAAGAGCUAUGUGAGGCAGCUAAAGGCAGUGGGUCCCUCACCAGCUGGAUAAAAAAAGAGUACAGAUGGACAGCAAGUGGAGAGUGAUAGAUCACAUGAGGAGACUGAAGACACACACAACUCUUUCUGUUUAUAUUUCUGUCACAUUCUUAUCUCUGACAUAAACUCCUCUAUUGUCCACUAAUGUUUAGAUUUCCAUUUAUUUACCACAGGUGUUGUCUCAGAUAUUUCUGUCUUACAGUUCUACAAGUUUUCACCAAUUUUUGCCAUUUUUUAUUAUCUUACAUUAAUUUUGUAAUUGACUAACAUUUCUCCUCUGAUCGUUUUACUACCUACAGUCUGAGAUCAACACAGCCUUGCCCUCCAGCAUCACCAGCAGCAGCAAGAGGAGCAACCCUGCAACAGCUACAUUGUACCCCAUCAUCAGGUAAAAUAGGACAGCAAUAGAUCAGGAGGUGGAGCAGGUUGUCCAGUAAUAAGAAGGUUGCAGGUUUGAUCCUGACUUCAAUCAGAGAUUGAUGCUGUUGUGUCCUUGGGCAAGACACUUAACCUGCUUUGCCUGCUGGUGGUGGUCGGAGGGACUGGUGGCGCCUGUGCUCAGCAGCUUCACCUCUGUCAGUGCGCUCCAGAGCAGCUAUGGCUACAUCAUAGCUCAUCACUAUCAGUGUGUUAAUGUGUGUGUGUGAAUGACUGAUUGUGUUGUAAUGUGUCUUGGGGGGUUGUAGAACCCUAAGAAGGCAUUAUACAAAUACAGACCAUUUACCAAAACAAGUUACUUUUGCUUUACAUUGUCCUUAUGGUGUAUAUAAUGAUUCACUUCCAUUUUGAAUUUCUAAUAAAUAUGAUUUGUUAUUCAGCCGGGAAUACUGUGGUUAUGUCAUGGUGUUUGAAAAUAUUAUUCUGUGUGCCCUUUUAUAAAUUUGAGCACCCGCCCCUUCAAAGGUCUCUGCACAGCCCUGUUCUCUUCCAUAAUGUGCCAGCUAGGAGAGAGGACUUCAUAACUUUGACAGCUUCUGCAAAGUUUCCACUUGCAUUCUGUAGCCACCGAUGGCUUGAAAACUUACCAGUAGCAGAGAGAGCCUUGGAGAUGUGGGCAUCUUUGACCAUGUACCUGGAUGCAGUCAGAAUGAGGAAGCUACCAAAUCCAGGAACUGCUUCUUUUGACACACUUGAAACUUCUCAGAAAGACCCCCUUAUCCUUGCAGAGCUACAUUUCUACAUGGCUGUUACCAGGACUUUCGCUCCUUUCUUGACAAGAUAUCAAACUGAUGAACCAGUGAUGCCAUUCUUGGCCACAGACUUGGCAGAGUUGAUGAAGGUAAUAACAUCCUAACACCAGACAGUUUGAUGUUGCAAAUUUAUGUUGAUGUGUAUAAUUCUGUAUGCUUGUCAACAUAUUUAUGCAUACACUGUCCUCUCUUUACUGUUUUACAUUUGAAAAUGAUUAAUAGUCACAUAUGAUUUAAAAAAUAUAUAUAUAUUUGUGUUGUGUUUAGAUUUGUCAAAAAAAUUUUGACCCAUUUUGUUUUUUGUUUUUCUCAGAGUGUGCUAAGGCGUUUUGUCAAGAGAUAAAUCCUGAAGGAUAUCAGUCCACUGCAGUUGGUCAAACUGGAUGUUGGUCACAAGAAUAACUGGGUCCCCCUGCAAGAUGUCACCCUAGGUUUGGGUGCAGAGUCAGUUCUUAAGGAACUUCAGCAACAAAAAAAAGAUAGGGGAGCUUACAGUCCUGGAGUUCAGGAAAGACUGCAUCAAGAUGCUGUCCACCAUCAUUCAGAAAGUGCAAGACAAGAGUCCAUUAAAGUACCCCACUCCCCCACCCGUCAGGCAGGUUGCCUGUUUGGAUCCCAGGAGGAUGUAUUCUGUCUGACCCAGACUGGUGCCAGAAAAACAUGACUAACCUGCUGCAGAGGUUUCUGCAAAACCAGCAGUUAUCAGGAGGUGUCUCUGCUGGUGAUGUAAUUGUCCAGCAGUUUACUGAGGUCUUAUCAGUUGGAGCGAGAAGUGAGACCUUUCUCUCCUACAGACCCACAGAGUGUAGACUGGAUGUAUUUCUCAAUGGCGUCCUGAGCCAAUGCUAUCAGGAGCUAUUGGAGUUUAGCAAGAAACUACUACUUCUGUCCCAUGGACAAGCAACAGUGGAGAGAGGAUUCUCUGUAAACAAAGAGGUGGAGACCUACAAUAUGCAGGAAGACACAAUGAUUGCUCAGCGACUGGUCUGUGAUUAUGUCACUGUCUCUAGGGGGGUCUUCAAUGUCCCUAUGUCAAAGGAGCUACGUCGGCUGCAUCAGCAAGGUCCAGAUACAGAGUGCAUCUAGAUGAGCAAAAGAGGAAGAAAAUCACUGAUCGCGAGGCACAGAAGCGAAAAUCUGCAGAAGAAGCCAUUGAGGAGCUUAGGAAAAAGAAGCAAAUUCUGCUGCAGGUGUCCAACAGUCUACAUAGAGAUGCUGAUAAACUUGCAGAAGAUGCUGAAGGGAAGAGUGGAACCUUGAUGGCCCAGCUCAUCACAAAGUCAAACACGCUGAGGAAGAGAUACAGAGAAAAAAUGUAUGAUCUAGAACAGGUGGAAACUGAACUGAAGACCAAGACUGAAGAACUCAGAUCUAUUCCAUAACUGAGAAAGGAGUAGGACCAUUUACUUAUAUUUAGUAUUCAAUACAUGGUACUUGUAUUCAUUUUACACGUUCAUGUAAACUCAGUUUAUUUAAAUACGGAUAUUCACAGUAUUUAACUCAGAGUUGUUAGUACUGCAUUUUGUUUUUGGAAAAUAUAUGCACAGAUUCUCUUAUCUCGAUGUUUGUGUUAUUUUUCAUCACUUUCAGUUCCAAUAAAUGUUUGGCCAGAACUAUUUGUAAGGUCGUACUCGUCACAUUAUGUUUUUUAGUCUUGAAUGUAAGGUCUUAAAUUUGGUCAAAGUGGCCUUAAAAAGGUCUUAAAAAGUCUUAAAUUUGGCUCCCUCAAACCUGCAGAUACCCUGUCUGGUGCUUUCAGUGCUGCACAGAUGUUAUGUAAAUGUUAAAAAUAUAGCUUACCGCAACUUUCGUCAAGUUUCCCGUGCCACCGGGCAGCCGCAGCAGAGACGAUCUUUGAAAAAUUUCCACGACACGGACUCCGUUGUUGUCUGGAAGUUUUUUUUUCCAAGUUAAGAAAAGAGGCGGACGUGUUUCCUAAAUCCUGCUUCAGUCCAAGCAAGGCAACUUCUUUCUGUUUUUAUUCCGUUUUAGUAGCCAUUAGCACUGUCCAUUGUUGUGUGCGUCAGUGAUAUUCAGUCUACGAGGAAAUCGUGCAAUGACAAAGGUUCCGCCGUGCUUGAAAUGCAAGCUGCGAUUAAAUGCGUUAAUUUUUUUAACACGUUAUUUUGUUCUAAUUAAUUAAUCGUAAUUAACGCAUUAAAGUCCCAGCCCUAAUAUAUGUAUAUAUACCUUCUCAUUCAAUAUGUUUUCUUUAUUUUCAUGACCAUUUACAAAGGGGCCAACAAGUGCUAAACACCUCUGGGAACUUCUUCAAGACAGUUGGAAAACCAUUUCAGGUGACUCCCUCUUGAAGAUCAUCAAGAGAAUGCCAAGAGUGUGCAAAGCAGUAAUCAGAGCAAAGGGUGACUAUUUUGAAGAAAAUAGAAUAUAAAACAUAUUUUCAGUUAUUUCACCGUUUUGGUUAAGUACAUAACUCCACAUUCAUAGUUUUAAUGCCUUCAGUUAGAAUCGCCCAAUGUAAAUGGUCAUGAAAAUAAAGAAAACACAUUGAAUGAGAAGCUUUGUCCAAACACGAGAUUUUUUUAAUUCACAUUAAUCUACAUUUUGUUUUGUCUUUUAUCCUGUCCAGAACUUCCACAGCAUCAUGUCUGGGAAAACAAGAUGGCUCUGAUUGACCAGCAGCUCUCUAAACAGAAAUGGACCUCCAGUUUGGACCAGAAUGAACCAGAACCUCCACUGAUGAAAGAGGAACAACAAGAACUCCUUAUUCAUCAGCAUGAAGGGCAGUUUCUUCUGAAGCAGGAAGUUGUUACCUUCAUGGAGCCUUUUCCUUCUGAAGAAACAGACUGUCGUGAACCAGAACCAAACAAGAACCAACCCUUGUGUCAGAGUACUACAGAAGCUGAGAACCAAGAUCAGGGUGGAUGCAGGAAAGAAAACUCAGAAUCAAACAGCAAUGAAGAACUGACACGUAAUAAAAUAUGCCAAUCCAAAGAUCACAGAGACAGUGUAGCUGAUAAAAAACAAAAAAGGCACAUGAGAACUCACACAGAACUUCCACAGCACCAUGUCUGGGAAAACAAGAUGGCUCUGACUGACCAGCAGCUCUCUAAACAGAAAUGGACCUCCAGUUUGGACCAGAAGGAACCAGAACCUCCACUGAUGAAAGAGGAACAACAAGAACUCCUUAUCCAUCAGCAUGAAGGGCAGUUUCUUCUGAAGCAGGAAGUUGUUACCUUCAUGGAGCCUUCUCCUUCUGAAGAAUCAUACUGUCAUGAACCAGAACCAAACAAGAACCAACCCUUGUGUCAGAGUACUACAGAAGCUCAGAACCAAGAUCAGGGUGGAUGCAGGAAAGAAAACUCAGAAUCAAACAGCAAUGAAGAACUGACACGUAAUAAAAUAUGCCAAUCCAGAGAUCACAGAGACAGUGUAGAUGAUAAAAAACAAAAAAGGCACAAGAGGGCUCACUCAGGUGAGAAGCCAUAUCCAUGUAAAACUUGUGGUAAAUGUUUUAGUGUCAGAGGUAACUUGACUAAACACAUGAGAACUCACACAGGUGAGAAGCCAUAUCCAUGUAAAACUUGUGGUAAAUGUUUUAGUGACAGUGGUAACUUGGCUAAACACAUGAGAACUCACACAGGUGAGAAGCCAUAUCCAUGUAAAAUGUGUGGUAAAUGUUUUAGUGACAGUAGUCACUUGACUACACACAUGAGAACUCACACAGGUGAAAAGCCAUAUCCAUGUAAAAUGUGUGGUAAAUGUUUUAGUGACAGUGGUUUCCUGACUACACACAUGAGAACUCACACAGGUGAGAAGCCAUAUCCAUGUAAAAUGUGUGGUAAAUGUUUUAGUGACAGUAGUCACUUGACUACACACAUGAGAACUCACACAGGUGAAAAGCCAUUUCAUUGUAAAAGUUGUGGUAAAUGUUUCUCACAGAGUGCUGCUUUGAUUUAUCACAUGAGAAUUCACACAGGUGAGAAGCCAUAUUCAUGUAAAACUUGUGGUAAAUGUUUUAGUGACAGUGAUUCCUUGACUAAACACAUGAGGAUUCACACAGGUGAGAAGCCAUAUUCAUGUAAAACUUGUGGUAAAUGUUUUAGAGACAGUAGUUCCUUGACUACACACAUGAGAACUCACACAGGUGAAAAGCCAUAUUCAUGUAAAACUUGUGGUAAAUGUUUUAGUGUCAGUAGUUCCUUGACUACACACAUGAGAACUCACACAGGUGAAAAGCCAUAUCCAUGUAAAACUUGUGGUAAAUGUUUUAGUCGCAGUGGUAACUUGACUACACACAUGAGAACUCACACAGGUGAGAAGCCAUUUAAAUGUAAAACUUGUGGUAAAUGUUUUAGUGACAGUAGUCACUCGGCUAAACACAUGAAAACUCACAUUAUAUCACUGAAUUGCUAAAGCCUCAUACUCCAACCCGAGCCCUCAGGUCCACAAACUAGAACCUUCUAGAAGUUCCAAAGACCAAUUAUAGAAGUCCAGGUGAUGGCUCCUUCCAGACUGUUGCACCCUGACAUUGGAGUGGUCCUCCUUUUAGCCUUACGUAGUCUUGACAGUCUGGACACUUUUAAAAAAAACAGCAGAAGACCCUUUCAUUUAAAGCUGCUAUUUCUAAAUAUUGUAUUUUCUUAUUUUUAACUCAAAUUUGUAAUCAUCUUUCAUUUGUUUAAUGGUAUUUUAUAAAUAUGUGACUUAGAUUUUUAUUUCUGUUUUAAGAUCACUGAUUUUAUGACUUAAUGAUUUGUUUUGAUCUAUGUGAAACACCAUGUGAUUUUCUGUCUGUGAUGAGUGCUAUAUAAAUAAAAUGUACAUACAUGUGAAAAGCCA
Messenger RNA from Nothobranchius furzeri (turquoise killifish), 6360 nucleotides. NCBI's taxonomy places the organism in Eukaryota, Metazoa, Chordata, Actinopteri, Cyprinodontiformes, Nothobranchiidae. The record is from RefSeq and is a predicted model, not a curated record.